Molecule: messenger RNA, 1026 nt
Organism: Penicillium chermesinum
Lineage: Eukaryota; Fungi; Ascomycota; Eurotiomycetes; Eurotiales; Aspergillaceae
Product: D-mandelate dehydrogenase-like dehydrogenase
Exons: 2
Coding region: 1-1026 (341 amino acids)
Cellular component (GO): cytosol
Molecular function (GO): glyoxylate reductase (NADPH) activity; NAD binding; hydroxypyruvate reductase [NAD(P)H] activity
Source: RefSeq, a predicted model, not a curated record
AUGACACUACCAGUUAAACCCCGAGUAGUCGCAUUGGGCGAGCCCAAGUUCGUGGGUGCAGACUAUCUUGCAGAGUUUCGAAAGACCUUCGAUUAUUCGUUCCUGCCGGUGAGCAACCGAGCAGAGACACAGCAGCUGUUACCAACAGAUAUCGCCGCCAACGGGCCGAUCGAUGCCUUCAUCAUUCGCAUGGGGACCCCACCCUUCGAGCCUUUCGAUGAGGGGCUCCUCGGCGCUCUUGUCCCCAACUGCAAGAUCAUCGUCUCCGCAAGCGCGGGAUACAAUGAGUUUGACCUGCAAUGGAUGAACAAGGAGGGCAUUCUGUUCUGCAACACGCUCGAUGCUGUUGCUGAGGCGACAGCUGACAUGGCUCUCUUUUUGAUACUCGCCGUGCUGCGCAAUACCUGGAAUGCAGAGAAGAGUCUCCGGAAUGGGAUAUGGAGGCUCUCCGGGUGCGAUAACCUCGUUCCCACUCGUGAUCCUUCUGGGCUCACGCUGGGCAUAGUUGGAAUGGGAGCUAUUGGAAAGUAUAUUGCAAAGAAGGCCGCAAGCUUCAACAUGAGAAUCAUUUAUCACAACCGGAACCAGCUCCCCGAGGGCGAAGAAACGAAAUAUAACGCCACAUACUACAAGUCUCUACAUGGCCUGCUAGCACAGAGUGAUGUUGUCUCAAUCAGCUGUCCACUCAACGCUCAAACCACGGGCCUUAUCGGAGAAGCCGAGUUUGCCGUCAUGAAAGAUGGCGUUUUCUUGGUCAAUACCGCCCGGGGUGCUAUUGUUGAUGAGAAAGCCCUGAUCUCUGCACUGGAGAGCGGUAAGGUGACUCGAGCUGGACUGGACGUCUUUGCGAAUGAGCCGUCGCCGAAUCCGUGGUUUUUCCAAAGUGAUCAAGUCAUUCUACAGCCUCAUAUGGGUGACUUGACGGAUAUUGCCUAUCAAAAGGCCGAGCGCGAAUGCUUCGAAAAUAUUCGUGCUUUUUUCACGACGGGCAAGGCAAAUUCGCCAGUCAACAUUAGGCAGGCAUAG